UGAUGCGGUGUUGCAGAAACUUUCUAGUUGUAGUACAUAUCAAAGGCAUAUUAGUUUGAACUUUUCCCAUUUGUAAAUCCAACAGCAAUGCCUACCGUUCAUGAUUGGAUCAAUAAUCCACUGGGUGUUGUUGAUGGCUUUUUUGCCCAGAGUAACUCCAGUCCAGACUGGCAGAAGAAAGUAGUGGAGUACUUCAAAGAGAAACUGAAACAAAACGACGCUCACACAUGGGUUCCAUCCCUGAAUGAUGUUCCCAUGCACUACCUCAAGCCCAAUAGUUUUGUAAAAUUCCGCUGCAUGGUCCAGGAUAUGUUUGAUCCAGAAUUGUUCGUGGGGGUUUAUGAGAUGAAUGAUCCCACAUCAAACUCAAAACUGUUGAAAUGUGGAAAGUACAAAGAUGUAACAGAGUGUGGGGUGGACUUUAACUCAAGAAACACAGUGACAUCAGAGAGACAGACAUUCUAUUGUGUCCCCAUUCCAGGAGAAUCUCAAUGGGUGAAGGAAAGCUAUGCAGGCACCAGUCAGGCACGAGUGUUGCCCUCCACUUCUUAUACCCCGAAUCGGCAUAAACGCAGCUAUGAGGAGGAUGAUGAUGAGAUGGACACGCAGCCACAACUGAUGAAAAAUGUUAACCAAGGAGCUCCGAGUUCUGCAGAUUCUCAUUCCAACAUGGAGCCAAAGCGUCAGGAGACAGAAGCCCCCAAUCAGAAUGCGUCCACUUCACGCUGCACCUCUAGUCUGGAUCUAAACUUCCCUUUGCCUGAGGAGAAAGGCCCAGCCUGCCUUGUUAAGGUAUAUGAGGAAUGGGACAGUUUCAAACUGAACGAAAUGUUAGAAGUAUUUGGCAUUCUCUCUGUGGAUCCUACAUUGAGCAUGAUUGCAGAUGAGAGAGAGGCAUCUUCACUGUUGGAUCCAACAGAAGGCAUGGAGACUGUAGAUGAGCAAAGAGUUCACAGCCCACCAGCAUCCCUUGUACCACGAGUGCACAUGUUAUAUGCCCAGCCCCUACUACACAACAACCCAUUACUGCCCCCUGGUGCCUUGGAGGAUAACAGAGACUAUUUAAAUGGUGUUCUUGGAGAGCUGGCUUCAGUCAGAGCAGAGCUGCUCACCUACCUCACACACGUCCUGCUGGGGGAUUCACUCGCUGCAGAGUACCUCAUUCUCCAUCUCGUCUCCAAAGUAUAUAGCAGACGUGAUGUUCUUCCUUUGGGCAAAUUUACCCUAAAUCUCAGUGGUUGUCCGCAUAGCACUCCAUACACGGACCAUCUCUGCAAGGUCAUCCAACAGCUUGUACCAUCUUCAUACAGAUUAUGCAUGAGCUUGCAUAAUAUGAAUAACCAGCACAUGGUGCCAAGGAAAGACUACACAGCUAACCGCCUGGUGAGUGGGACUCUUCAGCUGGCCAGUAACACAUCCCUGUUUCUGGAUGAGACACAGCUGGAACAGGGCCAGCUGAACACCACAGGUGUGCAGAACAUUACUGCACUGGGGAACCUGAUCUCCUGGCAGAAGGUUGAAUAUGACUUCAACUACCACCAGAUGGAAUUCCCCUGCAAUAUUAACGUGCUUAUCGCAUCCGAGGGCCAAUCCCUCCUCCCGUCUGACUGUCAAGUCCACCUCCGGCCCACGCUGAAUCCACCUAACCUUGAGGAGUACCUGAGUGCAGUACAGGUAGCACAGAUUCCACCUCAACUAAACAAAUAUCGCAUCUACCUGAGUGUUGCACGUGCCCUGAACUACAGCAUCUCUGAUGAGAUCACAAAGGCAGUGGAAGAAGACUUUGUUGACAUGCGUAAAGAUGACCCACAGAGUAUGUCUGCAGAAGAUCUUCAUAGAUUGCUGGUAGUUGCAAGAUUGCUGUCAUUAAGUCAUGGGCAGAACACACUUUCUAGAGAUGGCUGGAUGAAAGCCAAGCAGCUGGAGGCCUUGAGAAUAAGUAGAACACAACAGCAGAAAUGUAUUAAUGGAAAUGAGCCUUAAAAUAUAUUACUUAUUGCAAAUACUUAAAGAAUCACCAUACUUAGUUAAUAUGUUGGUUAAAAUAUUUCAUCCACAUUUUUUUGUACAGCUCAACAUUUUUUACUUAAUUUUAAACAUUUGGGAAAAACUUGCAGAAGUACAUUUUUGCACUGUGUAAAUUUAUUUUUGAUAAAUCUAAAAACAUUUGAAUCAUUGUAUGUUAACAUAUGCAGAUGUAUGACAAAGGAUAACUGCCUUACUGCAAAUAUUUACACUUUGCACUUCAGGGUAUGAAGAAAAUUAAGUUUUGAUAACCAUCUUGGAUUAUGACAUUUUUUGUUUGCUACUAUUCCUGCCAGCUUUGCCUGAUGUGCCUAAACAGUGCCACAAAAAAAAUCUGCCUGAUCCGCACAGAAUGAAUAAUACCAAAUUUUUAUUUUUGCACAGAUUUUAUGAGAUAGAAGUGAGGUUAUAUCUUGUCAAUAGUUUGUCAUAUUGAAACUAAACUUGGUAUGCUUCAUCAGGACCAUGAUCUGACGAUACACGCAAAGUUUUGAAACCAUAUAUAAACCAUAUAUAAUUUUUCCCAUAUCAGCCAUACUGCCUCUCUGAUACAUAGAUUUUUAUCAAAAAGUUAAAUAUCUUUUGAACGCAUUGUCAGAUUUAUGGGAAAUUAUGUAUGCAUUAUUGGCAUAAUUUUCUGUAGUUCAAAAGAUAAUUCACACAUGUGUGCUGACCAGGAAACAACCUUGGCAUGUCAUUUUGCCGUUCAUGAAGCAUGGCAACUGAGUGGCACAGUGUAAAUGUCUGUAAAUUUAUAAGGGAUUUAUGGUCUACACUUAUUUAUAAUAUAUAUAUAUAUAUUAGCGCCUUUUUAACGGUAUUCAAACACUGUGACUUAUUCACACACACAUUCAUACACCAAUGGCGGCAGAGCUGCCAUGCAAGGUGCUAGCCUGCCAUUGGGAGCAACUUGGGGUUCAGUGUCUUCGGCAUGUGGAGUCGGGCUGGGAUUCGACCCACCAACCCUGCGAUAAGUGGCCGACCCGCUCUACUACCUGAGCCACAGCCGCCCCAUAAUUUAGAUUGCAGAAUCAUAGGGAGGUUCUUAUAACAAAAGAAAAAAAAAUCAUAAAUGCUCCUUUUGUUGAGUUUCUAGAUUUAAUGACGAAAUGUUUUUGAAUAAAAUCUUGUUUAUACAUUUUUGGUGGUAAUAACAUUUAAUCUACAGCUUUUUUUUUUUCUUUUAGUCUUUUAAAAAUGGUCUUAAAGUCUUAAAUUUAGCGUCAUAAAACCUGCAGAAACCG
Messenger RNA from Xyrauchen texanus (razorback sucker), 3269 nucleotides. It is a transcript of the gene mcmbp, whose product is annotated as minichromosome maintenance complex binding protein. Gene Ontology annotation, molecular function: chromatin binding. The record is from RefSeq and is a predicted model, not a curated record. Gene Ontology annotation, biological process: DNA-templated DNA replication. NCBI's taxonomy places the organism in Eukaryota, Metazoa, Chordata, Actinopteri, Cypriniformes, Catostomidae. The transcript has 16 exons. Bases 88 to 1983 code for a protein of 631 amino acids.